AUGUCUUCGAAUAACGAUUUCGAGAGAAAUCUUUACAAAUUGAUGAAUAAUGCGGUAUUCGGAAAAACAAUGGAGAACGUACGCGAUUAUAAAGACGUUCGACUUAUAACACACUGGGAUGGAAGAUACGGUUUAGAAGCAAUGAUAGCGAAACCGAAUUUUUGCAGUAGAAGUAUCUUUUCCGAAAAUCUGGUAGCCGUUGAGUUGCGUAAACUCGAAGUAACGUUGAACAAACCGAUAUACGUUGUAUGUACUCGUAAUGAAAUUCAUCAUGUAAUGCCGUUGUAUGACGAUAGAUGCACGAUCCUAUACACGGACACGGACAGUUUGAUAUAUUUUUUGAAGUGCGACAAUGUAUAUGAGGAUAUCAAGUGUAAUAUCACGAAAUUUGACACGAGCGAUUAUUCCGAGGAUAAUGUAUACGAUAUUCCAUGCCUUAAUAAUAAAAUACCUGGUUUAAUGAGAGAUGAAAAUAACGGUAGGGUAAUGACUGAAUUCAUUGGUCUCAGAGCGAAGAUGUACGCAUUGAGAGUUGUCGGUAGUAAUGACGUAAAAAAAAUAAAGGAUGUCAAGGAAAGUGUUGUCGCGAAAACGAUAGCGUUUGACUAUUAUGUGAAAUGUUUGCAUGACGCGUACGAACAGUCGAGGCGUCAAUCGCGCAUUCAAUCGUCGUUGCAUGAGAUGUAUACGGUUCUCGAAACAAAACUUGCUCUCAGUCCAUACGAUAAUAAACGAUACGUCUUACCUGAUUCAAUUGCUACUCUACCUUGGGGACAUUAUAAAAUACCACAAAUCUUGGAUACACAAUAA
This is a messenger RNA of Cyphomyrmex costatus, 810 nucleotides long. RefSeq lists its product as uncharacterized. The transcript has 2 exons. Bases 1 to 810 code for a protein of 269 amino acids. Lineage: Eukaryota; Metazoa; Arthropoda; Insecta; Hymenoptera; Formicidae. The record is from RefSeq and is a predicted model, not a curated record.